This is a messenger RNA of Phyllotreta striolata, 2465 nucleotides long. The record is from the annotation of a GenBank genome assembly. Lineage: Eukaryota; Metazoa; Arthropoda; Insecta; Coleoptera; Chrysomelidae.
CGUAAACGCACGUGAUUUUAUAUUUACAUCACUUCCAUUGAAAUUCGGUAUUUUCAUUUUCAACAAAACAAAAUGAAUAGAUUUAAUGGCUCACUUGGAUGUUGAUCGCAUGACGGACGAUGAAAGUAAUUUGAAAGAUUGGCCUACGUUAAUAAGAGUUUUGUUGUUUAAAGAAUGCAGAUUCAAAGAUGAUAGGCAGUUGAUCUUCGAUUCCCACUCCAUUAGGAAUGGAGAAUCUGCGAAAAUUUCCAAAAACAACAAUUUGGACGAAUUUUCCCAUCUUAAGGAAAUGAUAUUCGGCUCAACUGUUAUGAAGUAUCAUGACACGUACUACAAAAUCCAUGAUAAUUUAGCACCAGAGAGACUGAUAUUCACCCACGUUUUUUCAACACCCAAUAUUAAGAACCGUCGAAUAUCAGGAGGGAAUAUUAAUUUCCACAGUGGAUCUAGCUUGCUGGAAUAUGACUUAUCAUCAAAUUGUUUAUCUCGCUCCUCAAUGGAAUCAAAUGAAGAUAGUUUUUCAAUUUAUAGAAAAAACACCUCCCGGAUAUCGACUAACUCCACCUCGAGCACCAUUGACUCUGGAUUCUCAGAAUCCAGUUUCUCCGUUCAAUCCAGCCGGAGCAGCUUCACAAGAAGUGCCAAUCUGGCUUCGACGAAUUCCAUAUACGAACUGUUUGCAAACGGGACAGACUCUACAGUGGGCAUGUCGGGGAAUCCCAGUCGCUCCAGACUGGGCGUAGCUCUCAUUCUACCCGUUAAGUCAGAAUCCAUUCGACGUGAAAACAUUUACAUCCAUCUUUCUUCGUUCGUCGAGUUCAUCUUGUGGCGCAUCCGCCAUUACGUGGAAUUGGCGGUGAUUUCGACCAAGCUGUUCCUUCCGACGAUGUACGAAAUAUCCAGCAUGUCUGCCAAAUGGCUGUCGAGGGAAUUGCAAUUUCGGUCGCAGCACCGCGAGGAAGAGGCCGGAAAAGCAUCGGGAAUUUUCAGCGUGUUUAACAGAAGAUUGAACUCGUUCUUUCGACGGAAAUCUGAAGAAGAUCUGCGCUUUGAGAGGUUUCUAAAAACAGUCAAGGAGUUAGACGUGAAGGAAACUAAAUUCUUCUUGAGCAGUCUUCUUACAGCCGUUUUGACCCAUCAUACCGGUUGGAUAGAGUCUUGUUAUCCCACGAGACAACAGAAUGGGAGUAAUUCCUAUCACGCUGUUUGGAGGCAAUUGCUCGCUCUGCAUGGAGCUACUGAAUGGCACUCGGUUACCUCCAAAACAGUCAUUUACGGCACACGGAACGACCAAAUACUGAAGAAUGCUAUAGAUUUUCUUCGAUAUUUCGUGAGAUAUCCUCUAGUAAAAAAGCGGUGUGUGACAAACGAGAAUUUAUCUGAAGAAGACGAAAUCGUUGCUCAAAUAUGCAAUAAUAGCGUGUUUAGAGAAGAUGGUGAAAAUAAAGAAGGUAUUAAGAGUACUUCUAAUGAUGUAAAGAUAAAUAAUAAUAAUAACAACAGUAAUAGAGGAUUGUUGAGGAAGGUAAAAACAUUCGGUCGAGCUCUAAACGAGGUAAUCAAUGAUGAAGAUGAUGGGAUUAAUGUUGAUGAAGGAAAUCGUAUGGAAAAUCCUGUUUUGUUCAUCUUGGGUGAUAGCGAUAAACUGGAGAAUUUAAAAACGCACGAUACAAGUGAUAAAAACGCUAAUUUAAGCAUCGUAAAAACCUUAAAAAAUAAAUCUGAAGACUUCGAUGAAGCUAUGAAAUUAAACAUUUUGAAAUUUCCACUACCAAAGUAUAAACCAGUUGGCGAAUUUUCCGAGAUUGUCCCUCGUGAAUUUUUUCCGGAAAACGGAUUUUCCGACAUCUACAUCCCAGAGAGGGUUAUACAAGCCACAAACUGUCCGGAAGAAAAUUGGAAAAACCUCUUUAGAAACGAUUUAUCCCGAAAAAGUACAUUCUUAUUCCCCAAUCAGUUAGAUGAAAAUAUUGGGAUUUUGGCCAACAUCGAUAAUUGGGAAGUGCAAAUCCUAUCAAGCAAUAGAAAUAAAUCGGAUAGUCUGGUGGUUGCAAGUCCCUUAGUUUCUAACAUCUUGGAUACAAUUUCACAAAUGUCCCAAUCAAACGUCAACAAAGAGCAUUGUACUAGAUUUAUCGAACAAAGUUUGCUGGAAAUAUGUCUGAAAGGCAAUGCUUUAUCGCAGUUACUCCUAACUGUAGAUUUUUGUACUGUGGAAUUUCUUCUAAACGCAUUGAAAGUGAGCAUAGCAGAUAUACCUCUACUGAUGUCCGUGGCCUCCCGAAUUAACCCGGAAAUUUUGACAAAAUACGGCCUAACGUACCAAUAAACGGUGCAAAUAAAUUCAUUAAAACGUGCACCAAAAGCUGCAAAGGAGCGAAUUUAAAGGUAAAAGUGAACUAAAUAAAUUCUAAUUUGGAUAGUUGAUUUAUUAUUUAUUGAAAUAAAAGAACGAACUAAUUUAA